CCUGCCACUCGGGCUGCAAAGUUUCAGUUUCGUUUCCCCGGAGGUCCCUCCCUGUUCCCCGCAGAGCCACCUCCUCCUUCUUGCUUUACCAUUGCCAGUGGACAUCAUCCGGUAGGCCACCAGAUCUGGAACCUACAGUCUACACUUGGAAACACAAAAGUCUAUAAACUUUAAAGAUCCACUGGAGACCUGAAGGAUGGCCUUUCACAUGGAUGAUGGAGUGAUGACAUACAAGGAAAGACCAGGGAACAACUCUAACCAGUGACCCAUAAAAAUUGGAUACAUAUCUCCUAAUUAUUCCUCCAGGGCUGUAACUCUGAGGCACAUGAUCUACACUGCCCUCCAGUAGAGUUAAGUUUCUUUUGCUGACUAAUAUACAUUACUCAUUUUGUUUCUUAGUUUCCCACUUCCCUCCUUAACCAGAACCUCUGAUGUUUUCUAGAUCACUUCUCAAACUGUUUACAAGAAUUAAUUGAAUUCUUAUCUCAAGGUCUGCUCCACCCACACCAAGACACUUGAAAAAAUAAAAAAGUUAUGAAUAUAGCCUCCCUUUAUUUCUGACUUAUAAUUAAAUCCUUUCUAGCACGUGUACCUGGCAUGAGUUUUCCAAAACUGUUUUUACAUGCAUUUAAAGCAUUCAUGAGCUCCCUAUACACAGUUUUCUCACCACCAUUGUAUAUAAUAGGGAGUACUUACUAAAUGCCAGGCACAAGUCUAAGCAUUUUUCAGGUGACUUACCAUUGAAAACUCUGUUAGCCACUGUCUGAUCACAUGACUAGGUAAGAAGCAGAGUCAACCAGGGGACAAAAGGAAGCUCAGCUCUCUUAGCAACCAUGGAUUCCCCUGAACAACACCAUAGAUGGCAAAUUCCCAUUAAACACAAUGUCUUCAAAAUUUUUAAAAGUAAUGAGAGUCGGUUGUGUGAAGUCCUGCAGAAUAAGUUUGGUUGUAUCUCCACCCUGCAUUGUCCAGAUCUGGAAGGAAACAGCAGUGAUCUUGCUCAGCAAGUCUUCAGAAUAAGGCUGACUCCUGAGAUAGAGUUAUCUGUCUGGAAAGAUGACCUCACCAGACAUGCUGUAGAUGCUGUGGUGAAUGCAGCCAAUGAAGAUCUUCUGCAUGGGGGUGGCCUGGCUGGGGCCCUGGCUAAAGCUGGUGGUCCUGAAAUCCAAGAGGAAAGUAGACACUUGAUUGCUGCAAGGGGUAAAGUACCAACUGGUGAGAUAGCUAUCACAAAAGCAGGGAGGCUUCCUUGCAAGCUGAUUAUUCAUGCCGUUGGGCCUCACUGGUUGCUAAUGGAUAAUGAGAUAGCUAUCAAGUUGCUGCAACAUGCCAUUAUGAAUGUUCUAGACUAUGUCAACUAUAAGAACCAAGUCAUUAAGACAGUGGCAAUCCCAGCCCUGAGCUCUGGAAUGUUCCACUUUCCUCUGAAUUUGUGCACAAAAACAAUUUUAGAAACUAUCUGGUUUUAUUUCCAAAAGAACAAAGUGGUUAGUAGUUUGCAAGAAAUUCACUUGGUGAGCAAUGAGGACCUUACCGUUGCUUCCUUUAAAGCUGCCUCAGAAGCCAUGCUAGGGAAGAAUGAUCUGGGCCCCUGGAAAAGUCAAGUAACCACUCCCAUCUCCAACAUGACUCUUCAAAUUGGCCACAGCUUGACUCUUGAGAUUGUCCAAGGCCACAUUGAACUACAAACUACAGAUGUAAUUGUUAAUUCUGAACACAUGCAUAAUCUUAAAAGUGGACCUGUGUCGAAGUCAAUUCUACAACAAGCAGGACUUGAAAUGGAAAAAGAAUUUGACAGAAAGUUUAAACUAUUUUCAGGCUCUGAAUUAGUAUUGGUCACAAGAGGAUUUAAAUUGUCCUGUCGCCAUGUGUACCAUGUGCUGUGGCAUGUAAAUCAUUCUAUGGACCUGACAUUGAAAAAUGCAAUGAAAAACUGUCUGGAAAAAUGCCUUCACCCAUCAACACAUUCCAUUUCCUUUCCUGCCCUUGGUACAGGAAAAAUUGGCAUGGAGAAGAACAGAGCAGCACAGAUUAUGUUUGGUGAAGUUUUAACAUUUGCCAAAGCACACUUGAAACAACUAACUGUAAAGUUUGUGAUCUUUCCUGAAGACAGGGAGACAUAUAAAGCUUUCUGUGCUGAAAUGGCAAACAUGUCCAAGAUGCUGAAUCUCAGAAGCAACAAUACUAUUUUAGCCCCCCAGUGGACCAGAGAGGAACAACGACGAAACAGGUUUGAAGCUGGAUCUCCUACUAUCAACCUCAUGGGAUUAAACAUGGAAGAGAUGUGUGAGGCAGAAAAAUGGAUUCAGAGGUUACUGACUUCCCAGGACCACCACAUCAUUGAGAAUAACCAUAUUCUUUACCUCGGGAAAAAAGAGCACGACAUACUUUCUCAGCUCCAGACAACCUCAAAUGUCACCAUUUCAGAGACUGUCAAUCCAGGAAAAGCAAUUUUAGAGAUUAAAGGAGCCCAGGCUGACCUCAUUGAAGUCGUUAUGAAUAUUGAGUGUAUGCUGUGUGACGUUCAGGAAGAAGUGGCAAGAAAAAAGGAGAAAAGUUUUUGGAGCUUCUCAGGACAAUGGACUGAUCAGCAACCAAAACAGGAUGAGAUGAAAGAAAAUACAUUUCUGAGAUAUCUAGUACCAACUCAAGAACUUAAAUAUCAAAUGAAACAGUUUGAAGAGUGUGGUUUGCAAGUUAAAAAGGUAGAACAUAUAGAAAAUGUAGCGCUCAUGGCUGCCUUCCAAAGGAAGAAGAAAAUGAUGGAAGGGAGAAUGCAGAAGGCACCUGGGAGCCAAAGGCUGUUUCUGCAGGUCCCACACCAGUUCUGUGAUAUGGUGUGCAGAGUUGGAUUUCACAGGCUGUACUCUGCACCCUGUGACACAAUAUAUGGAGCUGGCAUACAUUUCAACAAGACCCUCAAAAAACUAGUGGACAAGGUCAAGAAAGCCUCCAACACAGACAGGUUUAUCUAUGUGUUUGAGGCUGAAGUGCUCACAGGCUCCUUCUGUCAGGGAAGCCCAUUAAAUAUUACCCCUCCACUACUGAGUCCGGGAGCCUUAGAUACCCAUGACAGCGUAGUUGACAGUGUCUCCAAUCCUGAAACCAUUGUUAUUUUUAGUGGAAUGCAAGCUAUGCCCCAAUAUUUGUGGACUUGUACACAGGAUCACGCAUGGUCACAGGAGCAUGCAUGGUCACAGGCUCACACCCAGUCACAGGAUCAUGCAUGGUCACAGGAUCGCACAUGGCCACACAAUUAUUUGUCAGGACCAAUGUUUUCUUCACAGCAAUCCUGGGGGAAAUUCCAAAAUGGCAGCUCUGUUUAGGCUCUCUCUACAUCAUUUUAACAAUUGGCAUGGUCUUAGUUUGGGUGAACUAACAAAAUGCCUGUCAGUAACUCAAAGAGUGGCUUGAAUAUAUCAAAUAGUUUAUCUGUUCACAAUGAUUGGGUUACUGAGGGUACCAACCACAUACUUGCAUUUUACUUAGUGCCUUCAUUUUUUACCUCUUGGGGUUGGGUUAGAUAGAUGCCAACUAAAACAUUUUCCCAACUCUUCCUUCUCCUUGAAAUUGUUCUUUCACCUCCUUUCUUAUGGGUAACAGCAAGAUUAUUAUAUAUAUAGCAAAGAUGUUUUUCUAGUAUAUAAUUCAAGCCUUUUAUUUUCUAAAAUGAUUGUAUAAAAUAUUAUGACAGCAGAAUGAUUUUAGAUUUUCCAUAUAAUCUUAUAAAGUGCUUGAGAUGUCCAAAUAAAUCACUUUGUCUGAGUAACUGGCUCUGAAUAGUUAUGAAAUGAAAUAAUUUGAAGUAGAAAGACAUCAAAAGUCUGAUAUGCAGUUUGGAUUAGACCGUGUCAAGUGAUGCCACUCAAGCACCCUGUACUUAAGUAUUAACUCACUUGCAUUUAUUGAUCACUAAAAGUGUUUUACUUUCUGGAUACUAAGGAUAGGAUAAGCAAGACAAAUAUUACAAACCUUUUAGCUUGAAUAAUCAGAAAGACAGAUAAAGACAACUUUAACAAGUAUGACUAGGUAUAGCUAAAGGAGAAUUACAGAUUCUUUAGAAAAAUUUAGUGGCUGGGGGCCAUGCCUCUCUGGCUGUGUCCCUCACUUGGAACUUCCAUCUUCCUGGUCUGAUGCUUUGUCCCCAUCUUCUCCCCUUGGGCACCACCAUCUCUGCUAUUAUAUCCUCCCACCCUACCCCCCACAGUCCAGGCUGGGCGAGUCCCCCAUCUGGGGCUCUGUGCCGCCCCCCACAGCCCGAGGGGCAGGGCUUCGUGGGGAUCGAGCUUCAUGGCUUUCUAUGAAGAAUCCCAAACCCUGCCUAGGAGCCACCUCACCCUCCCAGGGCUCCACCUUCAGCCCUCAGCCCACAGGGUCCAGGGGCCACAGUGGCUCGACCAGACCAGGAUAGGGUGCCUGGGCAACUCCCCUCACCAUGCCUGUGGCUGUUCCCACAUCCCUUUGAGUAUCCCAGGAAAAAUAAAACCCCAGAACUGCA
This is a messenger RNA of Nannospalax galili (Upper Galilee mountains blind mole rat), 4498 nucleotides long. It is a transcript of the gene Parp9, whose product is annotated as poly(ADP-ribose) polymerase family member 9. The transcript is spliced from 12 exons. Gene Ontology annotation, molecular function: transcription corepressor activity; NAD+ poly-ADP-ribosyltransferase activity; ubiquitin-like protein ligase binding. Gene Ontology annotation, cellular component: nucleus; cytoplasm. Bases 834 to 3326 code for a protein of 830 amino acids. Gene Ontology annotation, biological process: positive regulation of type II interferon-mediated signaling pathway; negative regulation of gene expression. The record is from RefSeq and is a predicted model, not a curated record. NCBI's taxonomy places the organism in Eukaryota, Metazoa, Chordata, Mammalia, Rodentia, Spalacidae.